Messenger RNA from Epinephelus fuscoguttatus (brown-marbled grouper), 1413 nucleotides. Its product is annotated as adenosine receptor A1-like. The transcript has 2 exons. Lineage: Eukaryota; Metazoa; Chordata; Actinopteri; Perciformes; Serranidae. The record is from RefSeq and is a predicted model, not a curated record. The coding region runs from base 6 to 989 and encodes 327 amino acids. Gene Ontology annotation, cellular component: membrane; dendrite; synapse. Gene Ontology annotation, molecular function: G protein-coupled adenosine receptor activity. Gene Ontology annotation, biological process: G protein-coupled adenosine receptor signaling pathway.
GCACGAUGGAUGUGGGAGAAGUGAUCUACACCUUGUUGGAGGUGCUCAUUGCUGUUUGCUGCUGUCUUGGAAAUAUGUUGGUCAUUUUGGCACUGUGGACCGGCAAGAUCAUUCAGCAACCGACCUUCUGCCUUAUUAUCUGCCUGGCUGUGGCUGAUUUUAUGGUUGGCUGUGUGGCCAUACCGCUGGCUGUGUUGGUGGACGGACGAGUGAAGACUUCAUUCCAUGGUUGUCUCUUCAUCAGCUGUGUUGUCAUCCUGUUGACACUGGUCUCGGUUUUGUGUCUCACGGCUAUUGCAGUGGAUCGAUUCCUCAGGGUGUUUAUCCCUCUCAGGUACAAAAGGACUGUAACACAGAGACAUUCUUUGGUCGUCGUAGCAGCAUGCUGGCUUCUUGCAGUGCCAAUGAGUUUUUCUCCAAUGCUUGGAUGGUACAACCAUGAAACCUUGGCUGCGUCAGUCAACUCAACUAUUGUCUGCAAGUUUACAGAUGUGAUCCCCAUGUCAUACCUGGUUUACUUCAGUUUUUUCCUCUGCACCCUGACACCUCUGUUGGUAAUGACUGUAUUGUAUGGCUACAUUUUCUGCAACAUUCGAGGAAACCUUCGAGACAAACCAGGCAACGGUGCCCAAAUCCAGUCUCAGAACUACCUGAAGAAAGAGAAACAGCUGGCAGGAUCUCUGUCUCUGGUCUUGGCUCUGUUUGCCCUGUCCUGGAUCCCUCUCCACGUUAUGGACUGCAUUGCUUACUUCAGUGGGCCGAAUAGUGUACCAGCAGAAGCUUUCCAUGUCGGCAUCCUGCUCAUUCAUGCUAACUCGGCUGUAAACCCAGUUGUGUACGCGUUCAAAAUACAGAAGAUCAAGACAGCGUACCUGAAGCUGUGGAGACGGUAUACUGCAUGUGGAGAAGAAAAUCAAGGCUCUCAGACAAGCCAGACAACAGACAACAAUCUCAGCAGUAACAUCAACAAUGCGGCCAAAAAUGAGUGAAUGAAGAUUUCCUUCUUUGUUCUUGAUGACUAUAUGACAAAACAGGCUUAUUGUUGAAUGCAAAGACCGAUACGUUUUCUCUUGACUCACAUGAAUGUAUUUUAUUCAGCUGUUGCAUGGUUUUAGUUUGGAAAUGUUCACUUCCGUAUUGGUUGUUUUAUCAGAUAUGCUGUGCUUUUUAUAGGUUUGUGGUUAGCCAACUCGUUUUCAUGCCAAGUUGUCACAUAUCGCUGCUUUGUCAGUCACCCUACAUUCAGUGUGUUAGGUAUUCUCCUGCAGUGCCGUGCACAGACAUUUUGCAGGGCAAGUGCUCAAGUGGAAAAAAGGCACUGCCAUUUUCCAUGCACAAAAAGCUGGGGGGAUGUCUGUCUAGUCCACAUAUGAGGUGUCUAAAUACCCAUACAAUAUACACCUAGCCACUGCU